Setaria italica (foxtail millet) is the source of this 1356-nucleotide messenger RNA. Its product is annotated as peroxisome biogenesis protein 22. Gene Ontology annotation, biological process: peroxisome organization. The transcript is spliced from 8 exons. The coding region runs from base 229 to 996 and encodes 255 amino acids. NCBI's taxonomy places the organism in Eukaryota, Viridiplantae, Streptophyta, Magnoliopsida, Poales, Poaceae. The record is from RefSeq and is a predicted model, not a curated record.
CUUCCCCGGUCAAGAAGAUAAGCACCGGUGCUCUCCCCUGCCAGCCAUCGCACCUGCCUGCCCCCUUGUUUCCUCGCGCGGCCGGCGACUGCCUUUUCCGAUCUCCUCCACCUCGGCCUCCCAAUCCGGCGAGGCAAUCAGCCCCCCACAUCCACCUGACCGCCUCUCCUUGCCGCGGAUUCCGCAAGGGAGAUCAAACUUGGAGUCCGCCCCUCUCCCGCGCACGCAAUGCCGGGCCUCGCCGCGGAGCAGGACGCCGCCGUCUCGCUGGUGCGCCGCGUCGCCCGCGCCCUCAACCGCCGGGUCACCGACAUCGUCGCGCUGCUCUUCAACCACAAGAGCGCUGGAUCGCUCGGCGCCGUCGCGGGGUUCGCCAUCGCCGUCGUGUUCGCGUGGAGGUUCAUGCGCCCCUCGCAGGGCCGCCCCCGCAGGCCUGCUCCCAAGCGUCCCCCGCCUACCCCUGCAGGGGCGCCCGAAUCUAUUGUUUCUGAUGCGCCCGAGCCUGUCGGUGACUCAGGCAAGCAGGUAACGCGGCACAUUGUGGCGAAGCGAUUGAGCGGGUGCAGAAAGGUUACCUGCCGACUUCUCGGUGUUAUUUUUGAGGAGAAAACUCCUGAGGAGCUUCAGAAACAUGCCACAGUUAGACCUUCAGUGGUAGAGCUACUACUGGAAAUAUCUAGACACUGUGAUCUCUACCUGAUGGAGACUGUACUUGAUGACAACAGUGAGGAGAACGCACUCUCAGCACUGGAGAGUGCUGGACUUUUCAGGACAGGUGGCUUGAUGAAAGAAAAGGUGCUCUUCUGCAGCACUGAAGUUGGAAGAACUUCAUUUGUGCGACAAUUGGAGGCAGAUUUUCACAUUGAUUCGAGCCUUGAUAUAGUUUCUCAACUAUCUCGAUUCAUCCGAUGCCAACUAUUUAUUUCCUCUAUGGAAGGCGGACAACUUGCAGCCAACAUAUUCAAUUCUCCAAGUCUUGAGAAGUUCUUCUCUUGAAUCCGGGAAACAAACAACGGAUUCUCCGGAGCAUAAAGGUGCUGGUUUUAGCAGCACAUUAUUUGAAGCUGUUUGGUGUCAUGCAAUUUUAUGACGCCAAUUUGGCAGUGUGCCUUCCAAUUAGAUAUCAAAUCGGGCAGGCAUACAGUGGAGCUCAUGUCGCGCGGCAAGUAGUGCCUGCUCUUCCAACUGGUCCAUGGUUGAGUGUGCUGUAUAUAGUGAGAACGCUAAGUUAGAUCCUCCUCGCCGAUACUGUAACAUGAAUAAUAUUGGAGUCAUUUCCUUUUCUAUAAUCAGCCAUCUUUAGUUUCUGCAGCUAACUUGUGCCUGUACAGACCUGAAGGAAGCAACUGUCGAUCA